Molecule: messenger RNA, 701 nt
Organism: Bufo bufo (common toad)
Lineage: Eukaryota; Metazoa; Chordata; Amphibia; Anura; Bufonidae
Gene: CRCP
Product: CGRP receptor component
Exons: 6
Coding region: 218-658 (146 amino acids)
Biological process (GO): transcription initiation at RNA polymerase III promoter
Cellular component (GO): RNA polymerase III complex
Molecular function (GO): nucleotide binding
Source: RefSeq, a predicted model, not a curated record
CAGGCUCUGCAGCGCUGGCAGCUGAAUGCUCAUGUUUUUAUUAGGAGUGCUCUACUUCUGGUUGUGUAAUGUUGUAUACUGAUACUGUAAACUACGCAGCUGAGCAGACCUAUAGAUAGGAAUUCCGGGUUCGGAACCUUCCUCUCAGGCGGACCGUUGUAUCAGGGGCUGGUUUCCGGGGGACUGGAUAUGACGGGACACAGCAGAGGCUCGCAGCAUGGAAGUGAAGGAUGCAAAUGCGGCUCUGCUGAGCAAUUUUGAGGUAUUUCAGUUACUUACUGACCUAAAAGCUCAGCAAAGAGAUGGAAGAAAGAACAAGAACAGUGUGGGCCAGCAGAAUCUCAAUACCAUCAUGUAUGAGACCCUAAAAUGCCUGUCUAACAGUCCCUGUCAAAAGCAAAGUCCUGAAAUAGUGCAAAAAUUCCUAACUGCCGUGAAAGAGCAUAAGCUAACCAAAGCGGAAAAACUGCAGCUUCUUAACCACCGACCUAUGACAGCAGUAGAAAUUCAACUGAUGGUGGAGGAAAGUGAAGAAAGGCUGACAGAGGAACAGAUUGAGCAGCUCAUUCAGACGAUCACUAGUAUUCUUCCUGGUGACCCAGAAGCUGAGACACAAGAGCAAACUGAAAUGGAAGAAGAUGACAUUCCACAAGAAUAAGAUUUAGGCUACAUGCACACGACUGUAUGUGUUUUGCGGUCCG